AUGCCUCUAACUCCAUCCUCUGGCUUUAUUAUUCUCCCCAAGGUAUUGGCCAACCAAGGUUGUAGAGAUGGACACUUCACCUCUGCGGGCGAUUGUUGUCAGCUCUGUCCUCCGGGCUACGGGGUUGCCGUUCCCUGUGGCGCCACCAACACCAAGUGUGAACCGUGCCAAAAAAAUGUAAAGUUCUCGUCCAUCAGCAGUGCCACGGAGCCUUGCCACCCAUGUUCGGUGUGUCCCGGACAUGCGCCCAUGCUGGAUGCAUGCACCCCUACCCACGACACGGUCUGCGCCACCCUCUGCCCUCGGGGCCAUUAUCUUCCGGCAUCCAACGCGACCCACAGCCACGGGCCGUGUCUCCCUUGCCAGGUGUGCCCAGAAGGCUACGGAGUGGCGACAGCUUGCGGCCCAAACACCGACACCGUGUGCCAGAAAUGUCCGGACGGUUAUUACUCAGAGGUCAAAAGCUCUUCAGAGCCAUGCUUCGCUUGCCACAUGGAGUGUGAUGAGAACGAGGUGAUGAUCCAGGCGUGCACCCCUCUCUCGGACACUCUCUGCAUGGAAAAAGAGCUGCAAAUCCUGAAGCGGACCGAGGGAGAACCUCGGAAAGAUUUCCCCAAACGGACGUCCCGUUUCGAUUCGGAAGGCGGCGUCCCCACCAACGCCUCCACCUCGGAGUUCGGGCCGCCGUCGGAUGAGGACAGCAGCAAAUACAUCAUCCCGGUCUACUGCUCCAUCUUGGCCGCUGUGGUGGUGGGACUUCUCGCCUACGUGGCUUUCAAAUGCUGGACGACAUGUAAGCAGAAGCACCAGCUGGCUAAAGCUCGAGCAGGAGAGAUGGUGACUUCCCCGGAAGGUGAGAAGCUUCACAGUGACAGCGGCGUCUUUCUGGACACCCACAGCCUCCAUGAGCACCACCCUCUCAAUAAGGCACCUAAGACGGAGCCCCGGCUAUACACGAACCUCCCACCCCACAAGCAGGAAGAGGUGGUGCACCUUCUGGAGAGCCCGGCCCAUGGCAAAGACUGGCGUUGCCUGGCCAACCACCUGGGCUACGAAGAAGACACCAUUGACACCUUCGGCCGGGGGGAAGCCCCCACCCACACUUUGCUCUCCGAUUGGUCCUCCAAAGAAGGGGCCACGCUGGAAGCCCUGAGCACAGCUCUGGUGGCCAUUGGGAGGGUGGACGUGGCGGAGAACUUGAACGCCCCCCUCGAGGUCAGCUCCGUGGUGUGACGGGCCUGCCCGGUGGACUUGGUUGGGACUGGUUCUUUCUUUGUUUGUCGUUGUUUUUUUCUUUUUUUAAUUAAAAAGGGGGGGAGGCAAGAGGGGCAGGAAGGAAGAAGGGUUAGCAACUUUUUGUUACGGUAAAAGGGAUUGUUUUUAAUGAAACAAAACUUUGAGAAAACGACAACGGAUGAGGCUGGGAUGAACAAAACCCCAAUAGGAGACUCUGGAUGGACCCCCUGUGGGUAUAACGAAGGAAGGAAAUGGCCUUGUUUUAAUGGGAAGGAUAGAAACCCCCAGCCUCGAGUAUUUCAACUUGUGGGGAUCUGUGGUCCAAAAGCAGGGCGCACAGAAGUGUUGCCGAUGUAGAGUCAGGUCAGGAAAACUAGACACGUACUAAAUCCUCCUUGGUGUUAUCUCCAUGGCCGAGGGCAGCUGGAAGGCAGAAAUAGGACCCAAACUGGGAUGUUGCGGGUAUAGGAAUCUCUCCCCCAUGAGAAGUAAAAUCUGAAUAAACUGUUCAAGCCAGCUAGGGUUCUAAGAGGGUUCCACGGGGGUUAAUUCUUCCUCCAGGAAGAUCUGGGGUGAGGGAUCGGCACCCCAUGCAUUUGUGACUUAAAAAGCCAUUGUGGGAGGGGUUCGAAUCUCGAAGACCGGAUCGCCUUCGAACUCAGCUCCUCUUUGUCAAUUCUCUCGGCUUCCUUCGGCUGUUCCAAAAUGAGAGGCGUUGCCUACUUCCCCCUUCGAUGGGUAGCUUCAAGGAAUAAGAGAGAACAUCUGGAGACACAGAGGUGGCCCGUGUAGGACACCCCUCCCCAUCCCAUGGAAACUUCCAGUAAUUUUACUCUCCAAACCAGAUGGCCUUACAGGAGCUCCUGGGUUAGGUAUUCUUGUAGACAGUCUUGCCUCACUGACGUCUUCCUGUGGCCGCGUGCCCUCUCUGCUUCCAGGGGCCCUCAUGCUCACAUUUUAGAGUGGGACAAUGAGGCCCCCAUCUGACAGAGAUGCUCGAACAGCGCUACUCCAUUUCGAGAUGUCUGCAGGUUGCUGUUCCAUCUUGCAGUUAUCCUGUCUUCAUAACAACAUUGUUUACGGCCACAAUCAUAACCCCUCUGCACAUUAUUAUUUCCCCCCCCCCAGUUUUCCCACUUCCCCCCUCUGUGUUCAUUUGUUCUGACCACAGACCCAUAAAGUCACUGACUGAGGGGUCAUGCUGAAUCUCAAACGGCCCUUUCAAAAUUUAGGCAUCUCACUGCAGAAACGGAGGUUGGGGGUUCGAUUCCCCCCAUCUGGGCCUCCUGGACAGGGGCUGGACCGGAUGAUCCCAGAGGAUGAUCUAAGAGAUCAGCAGUUCUAAGAUGAUUGUAUUGUUAAUAAACUUAGUGCCCUCCAGAAGUGUUGAAUCAAUAAGACCAUCAGCUCAAGGGCUGGGUUACCUGCAAAGGGUGGAAGCUGUCGCUCCGGAGGGGGGCACACAUUGGAGAACAACGAUCUUGAAGGUCCCUUUCGUACGCUUUGUCAACAUGCAUGCAGAGCACCCCGCCUGAUGUCCCUAAGGAGCCAGAGACCAACCCUCAAGGUGUCCAUGCACAGAAUCAUAGAAUCGUGAAAUGGGAAGGGG
Molecule: messenger RNA, 2845 nt
Organism: Pogona vitticeps (central bearded dragon)
Lineage: Eukaryota; Metazoa; Chordata; Lepidosauria; Squamata; Agamidae
Source: RefSeq, a predicted model, not a curated record